ACGUCACUUCCUCCAUGCCCUUACAGCCUGGAUGCUGUUUUGCUGUGGAGUUUUGUGUAGUUUUGGAAAGAAAACAACGAUCAUUGUUGGGUGCGCACUGAAGAACGAAUCUUCGAUAAUGUUAACCAACAGGACCAUAAUUGCGAUUUGAAAAUGAUGAGCACUUGCCGAUGGUGUACGUCUGUUGGUCCGGGUGCAUCGGACUUGCUUCAGAAGUAUUGCUCUGGGUCACUCUCAGCUGAGGAUGAGCAAGCUGCCAAUGAUGACCUUUGCUUCUGCCUGGAGUGUGUGGUGGAGUACCACAGAGCAAGGGACGAGCUACCAUCUUUGCAUACGCGGCUGUGGGAGUUGGAGACAUCCAGACUUUUGGCUCGCUUUACUCAGGCAUCUGAAGAGGAGCUGGAGGAAGAUGACCUCCUCAUAGUUCAAGAUGACCAGGAGAUCCAGGUCCCCAAGUUUACAGCUGCAGAAUAUGAAAACUUCUUACGGGUCCCACUUACUGAGAUACUGAAGUAUCCCUACCUACUGGGGCACUCCACAUUAUGUGAAAUGUGUGUGGAAGCUCUCUGCAAGAUGGAAAAUUCAAACUCCUUUCAGGUUUUUGACAAAUAUCAGGGCAUAUAUCUCCUCCUUGUCCACCCCAAUGAAACGGUUAGACGCUGGGCUAUUCGCGCAGCCAGAUCACUGGGAAAGGUGGACCGGGAUGAUUUCUAUGACCUUCAGGAUAUAUUCACCAGCAUGUUUUGCGUAAUCCAGUGUGAUAUCUUCCAGGACUCUGAUAUAGACACCUCUUAUGAUCCUGAGAAGGGCGAGAUGGCCCUUCUUCCACGUCACCUCUAUGAUUCGACAAACUACAAGAACUACUGGCUAGGGAUAUGCAUGCUCCUGACUGUACUUGAUGCUCAGGCAAUGGAUUCUCUAUUGCUUGGCCCAGAUAAGCAAACUGACAUUAUACAGUGCAUACUUAACACAAUGGAGAAAGGAGAGGAAGAUGAAAGCAUGGACCCUUUUUGGCCAUCUCUGCAAUGUUUCAUGGUCAUCUUGGAUCGUUUGGGCUCUAAGGUUUGGGGUCAACAGAUUGAGCCAGCCUCUGCUUUUCAGGCAAUAACAGGGAGCCCCAGCUACACCACAGAGAUCGAGAACAUCCGUUGUAAAACUAUGAUGUCAAAGGUCAAAGUUGAACGGGCGUGUGAUGACGACAUGGUGACCUGCAGUCAAAUUGUAUAUGAGUCCGACAUCAAAGAAAAAAGAAAGGACUCCAGCAUUAGGAGCUCAGCAAGUGCAGAGAGCAGCAGUGUGAUAUAUGAGGAAAUUCACUCCCUGGUCAAUGUGCUACAGUCAGACAUAGGCCAGGGCAUGCGAGUCCACAACAGUACCUUCCUCUGGUUCUUCCCCUUUGUGGAAUCUGUGAUGGACCUAGAUGACCUCAGCAUUGUCUACACUGGGGAAAUCAUCCACUACCUGUGUGGAGGUAUCAAGGACGUCAUCAAUGGACGGAUACAGACUUGUGAUAAAGUCACAGAGUUUUUCACUCUGAUACUCGUUUUUAUCAUUGAGUUGCACCUCAGUAAGAGCCGCAUGAAUGUGCUUUAUUACAGUGUAUCCAACUGGGUUGAGGUGAUAGUGAAGUGUGCCACUUUGCCAUGUACGGCUUUCCCUAAGGGUUUGGACAGUGGGUCGAACCGUGUGUCCUCUACUUCUUCCCUGAAGUCAUUUUACCGAAAACCGCAAGUGAGCACUGUAGUUCCCCAGGCUUGUAUGCUGGUAAUUCGGUCCCUUCUCAAAGAAGGUGGAAAAUUGACAUUACAUAGCAAAUCUAUACAGUUUCUAGACAUGCUUAACAAACAAAUUCGAGAGGUUUCUUUAAAAGAAUGGGGUCUUACAGUUGCAGAGGUUAAAGAACUACAGAAUUGCUUAAAGCAGAUUGUGAAGCUGAUGAAAGACAAGAGUCACAAACAAGCCACUGACAGAAGUUUGGAUGCCCUGACACCACCCCCAGCAAGUAACAAUGCUGAGCCAUCCUACGCAGAAAAUUGCUGCCAAACUUUGAAAUCUGAACAGAGCCUGAUUUCUGGACAGUGUAGUUCAAAUACCAUCGAAAGCAGAGAUUGUGUCGAUAUGAAAAUGGGGGAGAGUCAUGUUAUCUCUGUAAAGAAAGAACCAAAUGUUACAGAAGAAAAUUUUGAGUCAGUUUCAGAAUUGAGACCUUGCCUUCAGCUGACCAGAAUGAUACCAGACCCAGGAAAGCUGCAAGAACUAAAAACCAAACUGAGUCCAUCUCUUUUCACCAAACUCCAAGACAUUGCAAAAAAGCCACCAGACUCUAGAAAUAUAAAAGUGGAGAAAUCAUCUAAUGGGGAACAGUGCACAGUUGAAACAUUCACCAAAGAAGGGCCUCUCAGUUCUAUCUCCGGGUGUCAGGAAGGACCAGAGAAUUUGAGGCCCUCAACAUCAGUUUCAGAGAGAAGGGCUACAGGGACACAAAUGGCUCAAUGUGUUUCAGAAGGCAGUGAAUAUGGAGAUGAUGUGCCACUCUCAACUGUAAAGGGUUUUUUGAAAAAGUCUCAGAAGUUCAAAUCCUUAGAAACACCAACCGACAGAGGUCUUAAUCAGCUAUCUAUUGCUACCUGUGGUAAAGGACACAAUGGUCCUUUUGAUUCCAGCCCAGAAGUUUCUGGUGCAACCGAGAGGAUGGAACAGAAAGGGAAUAAUAAAGAGAGAACUGCACAAGGAAAUCAUGGCUCACACCUCAAUACAGUGGAACCUGCUUUAGAUGUCAUUGUCAUUUCUGAUUCAGAAUCCGGAAAGGAAGAUGAUGUCAUUUGUGUUAGCAGAAAAAAAAUUGAUAGAUGUGGGAGCGAGAAGUUUAAAAUAAAAAGCGAACCUCUCGAUGCUGCUGAUUUACAAAAGAGCCCCAUUCAUGGUGAUUUAAGCGACAUUGACUCUCAGAUGUUUGAAUUUGAAACACAGGAGGAUGUGUUCUCAGCCUGGAAUGAUCAUAACAUUAGUAGCAAUGUGCCAGCUCAAGAAACCAAACAAGAACUUCUAUCAUGCAAUGAACAGUUAGUGAGACCAGGUCCCAGUGACCCUAACAAUACUUUAGGUUAUGAAACUGAGCCCAUUUCUGACGAGAUCAUUGAAAAUGCCUUGCUAGAGAUAGAAGCACAGCUGAAGAAGCAAAAGCAUUCUCCAGAACCUCAAGUAAGUAAUGCAGAAAAAACUGAAUAUUUUGUCAUACCCAAACGUUUGCCCAGUAAGGCUUCUGGAAAAGGAAGCCCUUCCAGAAAAAAGAAAGAAAAAGAUAGUGUAAAAAAUAAAGUUUUUAGAAGUAGCGAACAAAACAAAAAAUCAUACCAGGAAGCAACUUCAAGCAAAUUUGCCUCCAAGCUUCCCACCUCUUCAUUUGCCACCCCUGCUAUAGUUCCUCCUAAAAAGGUCAGAAAGCCUGUGGAACCAACUUCUGCUGUGGAGAAACUGGGUCUCAAGAAGAAGGAAAGAAAAGCCUUUGAUCUGUCCCAGAGAUCCUUAGACUGUGUUGAUCAACUUAGGAAGCAUGGACAGGGCGUCCAAGUAGAGCAAAAGAAGCCGACAAGCAGGAAUAGGAAGUCCAGGUUAAUCUCACCUCAAAAGCUAAUUGUCAAGGGUCAUAAAAAGCUAUUGGCUUCUCAGGAACUUCAGUUUUUCAGGCAAAGUAGAAAAAAACCACCGUCCUUACUGAGUGUAGCUGCAUCUGAGCAAGCAAUUGCAAAACAAUGCCCUGAUCAAAUAAGGAAAACAAAUUCUAAAUGGAAUGAUAUUCUGAACCCUGGUGUCAUAGAGGAAGAACAGGACAAGGAUGAGUUCAUUUUUUUACCCUCGCUGUUGCCCGACUCUGUAGUUAAUUACAGCAAAAGAGAAAAGCAAGCUGAUCAAACAUUACAAGAGAGUCGAAGUACGAUUGAAAUAAGCUUGAGUGAGAGCAAACAAAGUUCUACAACUACAACAACAGUACACACUGAUCCACUCUACUAUGGCGAACAGAAACCCCACAAUCAUGGUAUAGUAGAUGAUGCAAAAAAGCACAGUGCUAAUGAAGUGGAUGGGGAUUCUGAUCUUCGUGAAGAUGCUGAGGGGGAUGCUGACAUGAUGAACUUAACACAAAUGGAGCCAGUAGAUAUGGAAAUGUGUUCGCAGAUGGAGGAUGAUGAUUUCUUCCUCACACAGAGAGAUCCAGUGGACAUGGAAAUAGAAUCUGAAAGCCAGAUAAACACAGAAAAAUCGCCUUGGAUGGAUCGACUUGGGGAAGGGCAGGACAAGGCAGUCACACCACUGAUGGGAUCUGUUGUCCAGAAACCAUCCACUUCUCAGCAGCAGGAUGACAAUGUAUUCUUGAAACCUGGCAUGUCACCAUUAUCUUGCAGAAAGGCCAAACCAUCAACUACUAAGAUAUAUGCACCCAGCUCAAGGAGUGCAACCUUGGUCCAGGAAAUGGAGAAGACUGCCAAGCCACCACCACCUGUUGCAAAGAAUAAGAUGAUUCGCCCUGUGUUACCUGUAAGGAAAAGUUUGCCACAGCCUGAGUUUAAACAGCCCCACCCAGUAAAUCGCUCUGUUCCUAUCCAAAUCGGUACCAUUGGUUCAUCUCCACAUGUUCCCUCAUACAAGACAUAUGCAAGGCCAGAGACCCCUGUCAACAAGGUGACGCCAGUGGAUUCUGGCUAUAAAUUUGAUCAGUCUGUUUUAAUUAACACAAUCCUAAAAUGGACCUACGACAUGUUCUGUAGUUAUUCCCAGUUUGGCGUUCCAUCAGAUUUGUGCAAUCUUCCUCUGAAAGAAGUGGGCAACAGCUACAAGUCCUAUGAGGAAUACUUUGAAACAUUCUAUCCCUUGUUGCUGAUAAACACUUUUGAAGAGCUUGCGAAAGACUGGGAAAAAAACACACAUUCGGGGAAAAUUAUAACUCACCAUUUGAAAGUAAACGGGAUUGAAUACACCAAUCAAAUAGCCAAUGCCAGUUUCACUGCCUGCCUCAGUGAGCGAGAUGUACAACAUCAGCUGUAUCCCAAGGAAGAUGACUUGGUGAUAUUGUGGCUGCCUCAAAACAGAAGUAUGUAUACCUGCAAUGAGCCCGAGCUGAUGGAACCUCGUGCUUGCUUUGGCUGUGUAUCCCGAUCCUCUGUCAACCCUGCAGAUGAGAGGCCAACACUGAACCUCAGCAUUCAGACUAGAGGAAAUGUCUCCUCGGUGAACAAUCAAGCGGUGAAGUGCCAGCUGAUGGGGUCUCUGGUCAGCGCAAUCCGGGAGUUUAGAGCCCUGUAUAUGCUAAAGAAUAAUACCAUGUUCCGGCCAAUCCUUGCACCCCAAGUCACCUUCUUCCAGCCUAGCCAGGAAAACAUUUUAGUCAAGAGUCUCCCUGAGUACAACCAAGAGCAAGUAAAAGCAAUUAAAUGGGGUGUGUCCAUCGUGAAGAGGCAGCAGAGAUCGCCAAAGAUCUGCCUUAUUCACGGCCCUCCGGGAACAGGGAAGAGCAAAACCAUUGUGGGUCUACUGCAGAGCCUCUUCUCAGAGGAGAACUCGGCCGCCACAGUGAGCCGGUAUUCCAAAGCCUGCAGGCGUCGGGUUCUGCUGUGUGCUCCGUCAAAUGCUGCCGUAGACAACCUGAUGAAGAAGAUCAUUCUGGCCUUCAAGGAAAACUGCAGGAACAUCCAGAACCCACUUGGCAACUGUGGUGACAUAAAUUUAGUACGACUGGGAAUGGAGAAGGCUAUUUCACAAAACCUCAAACUGUUCAGCCUCGACAGCCAGACACGAAUCAGAACACAGAAAGCGCAGCAAGGACAUGACCUGGACAGCGUCCGCCGCAAACAGCAGCUUGAUCAGGACAUUGAUAACCUCUCAAACAUGUGUGCCAUGGUGAAGAAAAAAAACAGUGAUGAGUUCCGGAAGCUGACUGAUCAGAAAUGUAAACUGUUGAAAGAAAGAGAGAAACUUUGGCGACAGCUGAGAGAGACUCGGAGCAGGAAGCAGGAGACCCAGGCCAGGGUUCUUCAGGACGCCCACGUCAUUUGCUGCACCUUGAGCACCAGCGGGAGCAUGGUCCUGGAAUCUGCCUUUCGGCGCCUGGGCCAUGAGCCUUUCAGCUGUGUCAUUGUGGAUGAGGCAGGACAGGCCACUGAGCCUGAAACUCUCAUCCCCAUGCUAUUCCGUUGCCCUGCCCUGAUCCUGGUGGGAGAUCCAGAACAACUACCUCCCACUGUUGUCUCCCAGACUGCAAAAGAGAAGAAGUAUGACCAGUCCCUCAUGGCACGUCUGUGGAAGUGUCUCCACCGCACAGCCAAGGAGAACACUCACAUCACUGUCCCGGUUGUUUUACUCAACAAGCAGUACCGAAUGCAUCCUGACAUCUGCCAGUUCCCCUCUGUGCACAUCUACAACAGGACACUCGAAACUGACUGUGAUACAGCGCAGAACAGGUGUGCGAUCACCUGGCCCUUUCAGCCCUACAGACUUUUUGAUGUGACGGACGGCUAUGAGACCAAGGAGAGCGAAUCUUUUUGCAACCAUAAGGAGGUGAAACUGGUGCUGAUUCUCAUUAAGAUGAUCUUGGAAAAACAAAACAUUAAAGUUGGUGUCAUCACCCCCUACAAUGCCCAGAAGUACAGGAUCCAGGAGUCCAUCAAUCGAGAGAUGGCCAAGGAGGAAUUAAAACGCUCGCAGGUUGUGGUGGACACAGUGGACGGGUUUCAGGGCAGAGAGAUGGACUGCAUCAUUGUGUCUUGCGUCAGGGCGAGCAGCGAUUCUCGCUCUAUCGGGUUUCUGGGGAAUCGACAAAGGAUGAAUGUAACAAUUACAAGAGCAAAAUACAGCCUGUUUAUUUUGGGCCAUCUGAGGACACUCAGGGAGCACAGAGAUUGGGGUGCACUAAUACAGGAUGCAGUCAGGAGGGGAACUAUAAUAAAGACUCGCGAAAAGGACUUCAAGAUGGAUUCCAAGCAGAUCUUUAAGCCUGAGUCUGGCUUUAUGAGGAGCUUGUCCUACCCCCCCAAAGAGCUUGGCUUUCCCACGCUGGCCAAGUCGAAUGCUGAAGCCCCUGCCUUUCUGAGCUCAGAAAAAUACUGUGCAGGAUCCAGCUCUGCCGCGUCUGCAGGAAGGGCUGCUCCCUUCAGGUCUCACCAGGGAAUAGACCCUCCCCCAGUGGGAGUGGACACAAAGGGGAGGAGCUUGGCCCAGCUGCCUUCCAGACCCAUGACAGCAGAGAGGCCCAGAGACCCUCGGCUGGCUGUCCAGCCGCCCCACCCUAGACAGGACAGUGGAGAUCGGAAGGAGCGGCCGCACUCCUCCAGCUCGUCUUUGAGCAGAAGCAUGAGCAGGGAGGAGUGCCGUGCACCUCAACACGCUUCUAGGGAAUGGGACCGCAGGGACUCCCUUCAAAACCUGUCCUAUAUGUCCCACAAUGCUAGGGGUCCACAGAAACGGCCUUCUGACGGCUGCUCCAGUUCCACAUCUGGCAAGAAAGUAAAGAGCACUGGUGUUCAAGGAGAAGAAAGCGACGUUCCUCCAGCUUCUCGUCACCCCUGGAGCCCCCUGUACCUUGAAACAGGCCUGGGCCAUCUGAGAUAAAAUGGCACCUACAAACCGGAGUUGGGAAGGGGACUCUGCUGCAGUGGCCUCACCCCUCCCUCGCCUGCGCGGGUCCAGGUGUGGCUCAGUUUGCAGUUAAUUGGGCCAGUUGAUUGGCCAAGAGGCAGAGGAGCAGGGUGGCAAAGCUGAGGUAGGAAGCCGAGGCACCAUCGCAGUCCCCACCUUCGCAGCGAAUUUGUUCACACAGCACCCCCUUGAACUCUGGUGUACACAUGCACUUCUGGCUCUGGUAGCAGGUGCCACCAUUCUGGCAGAGCAGCAGCUCAUCGUCACAAACAUUGGCUGCAGGAGGGAGAGGAGAGGAAACAGAGCCUGAUCACUGAGAGGGUUGGAAAAGUCAAGGCAUUUGCUUUCAGAUAAACCACUUUUGCAGUUUUUGGUACAUUUGGUACUAAUCCACAAAAAAACAAAAAAAAAAAGUAAAUUACUGGCAAAAUUACAAAUGGUAUGCUUCACCAAGACAUACUAUCACUAUUACAUAAAAAUUAGGUUCAUGAUUGUAAUGACAAGCAUUGUGGUGAUGCUAUAACUCAUGCUAUGAGGAUCAAUUCAAGUUUGCAUAGUAUUUAUAUUGUGCUUACAUAUAAACUGUAAGAUUUAUUUUCUACAGAGUAUGUUUUGUCAUCCAAGUAGUAACUGAUUUCACUGAACUGCAAAAUAAUAUGACAGUGUAUAAUUUGCAGAAGAAUCACGAUAACAACAUGAUCGCAGAAGGACAUCAUUAACAUGACACCUAGUAGCUAGUUUGCAUUAUGAGUGAGUUAGUUACUCUUCUGACUUUGUGAGCAAGAACACAUUUCUACUGCAACAUUUUGGGGGAUUAUGAACAUUUGUCUAUCUCUUCACAGAGAAUGGUGAUAUGUAUUUGGUGACUUUGUGAUAUACUCACUUGUGAACAUGUAUAUGGGCAUGCAGAAGUCAUUAAAUGAGCUAAUUGGGUAUUAGAAACUUGCGCAGUCAAUCUGGUGAGCCAGAUGAUCCCAAAGUGUCAGUGGGUUUUAAGCAAAAAGUGCAUGGUGUGAGCAAUACCAAUUUGUGGAGUUGCCUGCUGUGGGUGAAAUAUUUUAUUGCCCAGAAGGGGGUGAGCUCAUGUCUUGUAUAGACAUUGCAGGUUUUCCUGCUCCCUGCAGACAUCGGGAUGCCAAAGCAGUGUGUCGCUGUCAUGCGUGCGGCUUGCUGCUGACAGCAGCUGCUUUGCAGGUCCUGCUUCCAGAGGGGAAGGGAGGGCAGGUUCUGCAGGAUCAGGGCCAUGGAUUUCACCGGUGUCUGCACUGGUAUGUUACUUUGUCUACAGUACAUUUUUACUGGAUACAUUUAAAACCCCCCACACACAGCUUGCCAGCUUGGAAUCAGAGCACAUCAAGCAACCGCCAGUGUGCUGCUAAACAAAUACCAGUCAUGUGCUGAAGGUUAAAACCUGAAUGCAUUUGCUUUUACUGCAGCUAAGAGUGUGCCAAGGUGGUGAGGGUUAGUGGUAUUACCCUCAUCAGAAAUCUGGUACAUCCGGUCAUUUCUUUGAUAGUUACUGUUCUUUUGCUGUGCUCUGUUCAGAAAUUAUUAAAUGGAGUUGUUCUUACAUUGCUCUGUUCUGUUUUUAAUCUACUGUUGUGUUACUUUGCAAUGACACCACUGACGUAAAUAACUUUGUGAUUUAUAAAAUACAUACAAAACUAAAAUUCACAAGGUAUAUGCAUUACAUUUAAAUGAUUCUGUAAUAGAUAUUUGGCUUCUUGAUUGCUGGGUUUUGUCUUUAAUUGUAAUGAUUUUAUUUAUUAAAUUGUUCAAAGGAU
Messenger RNA from Anguilla anguilla (European eel), 9410 nucleotides. RefSeq names its product senataxin (gene setx). Gene Ontology annotation, molecular function: helicase activity; transcription termination site sequence-specific DNA binding. Gene Ontology annotation, cellular component: nuclear body. Gene Ontology annotation, biological process: termination of RNA polymerase II transcription. NCBI's taxonomy places the organism in Eukaryota, Metazoa, Chordata, Actinopteri, Anguilliformes, Anguillidae. Bases 154 to 7599 code for a protein of 2481 amino acids. The transcript has 26 exons. The record is from RefSeq and is a predicted model, not a curated record.